AUGGCAUUACCACUCAAAGCCAAAAGUCACCGCAAGCGUCAUGUACCUGUGGGUCCAGCGGGAAUCUGGUUCCAAUCAUCACAAAGCAGUAAUACUACUGGCACCAACGGCGUGUGCCCAAGCGAACGUACGUCAGCUGCCUGCCGCCACAACGCUCCCGAAGAGGAAGAGCUAGAGAUGACACAAUUGUCUCAAACUCAGGCAAUUUCUACCGAGACAAGCCGCAACACCCACGUUGCUUUUUACUCACCCGCUUGGAUGGCAAUGCAAGUGAGUCUAGGCUUUGUGACACCUUCCUUACCGGCACAUUUUUCUCCGUGGCAAAAAUACCGUGCGGUGCGUCCCCACCUACCGUCUCAAUAUCUGCUACUUCGUGACUUGGAGCGGGUUUCGUGGAAGUUGCCGUCCUCCCAAACUCUACUGGUGGUCGUUGAGUCCAUUCAGGCCUUGGCGGCGGACCACGUUUCUUGGAUCGUCACGUUGACAGACGAAACGCAAGAGACAAUGGCGGCGUGGAUUCAGCCACGUCUCGUUGCGGAUGAAGAACAGCGUGCUGUGCCCAAAUAUUUGCGUGUCGGCGUGGUUUGGGCCUUAUCCGAUAAGGUGACAUUAUCCCUCAAAUCGGCAGCCAAUAAUGAUAGCAACGACGAAGAUGAAGCUGGCGAUUUCUUUUUCGAGGAAGCCAUUACACACAAUGAAACAAGGUUUUCGGCGCAAUUGCAGACGCGCUCUGAGCGACUGUUGCUGAUACGAGAAGAAAACAUCCAGCAGGCAUGGGCUCCAAGCCACGCGGAGCUAAGAGUAUCGGAUGAAGACUACAUUCGGUGGGUGGAGCGACGCAGUGCGUUGCGAAUGGAUAUUGCCGACACAUUAGUCACGACCAUUGAAGCCGCUCAUGGCACACCGGAGGUAGAGAAAGACAAGCAGUCCGCGGAUCAGAAUGCGUCGACGUGUUGCGAUAAUAGUGAUUCGUCGUCGGACGAGGAAGAAGCCGAGUUUGAGUUUCCCGUAUCUAAACAGAAUGUGCGACGAUCAGUCGUUGAGACCGAUGCUGAUACACCCACUACUCUUUCGUCUAGAAAGCGCAACAUUCGAUCCGCACUGCUACCGACUUCGGCUUGUCCGACAGAUACUCAAACCAAACAUCGAGCUAGCGGCCCCGACACAGCUGCGCCUAGCAAGCCGCAAAAUACCCAGACCACCAGGCCUUUCUCCUUUUCUCAAAGUAUACCUAUCCAAUUACAGACAACACGGCUACACGAGUCCUCCCCUUGUCAAUUCCCAGGCAAAAACCAAUACUCUGAAAAUUCGGCAGAUUUCUUAGCUUCUACCGCUACUAUGAUUCGGUCCCCUGUUAGCCUCGCUGGACCGUCUACAAAGCAAAACGAUCGAAGCAGUCGCCAUUCAUCAAAUCCAUUCGAGAGCUAUGCUUUAAGUCGAAGGCCUAGUACUGCACACGACCAGCCAUUGACAUCUCAAGCAAACGGCAAAAAAGAGAUUGAACAAGCAGUAGUCAUCGAAAUUUUCUCAGAAUCUUCUGGCAUUAAAGAAAAUAAGAAGCCUACUCAGACGCCUGAACUGGACAUCAAAACAAGCGAAAGUCGGACCCGACCACCAUGUGAUACUAUUAAUUAUGCCCGGACCGAGGAGCACAGCUCUACUUCCGUGCCGUCGAAGAAACGUCGGAAGUCGUCCCUUUGUCCGCAAGUCAAGACGGGGAUUCCAAGUGGGGUGGUCUUUCCUUCAAGUCUUUGGGCCACAACUGACGCAUCAUUCCUGGAUUGCAUAGAAAAUGAAAAUGACAAUAUCUCAAUGAAAGAGUCUUGCUCGUCUUUGAUCCCUGUUCAGGAGCCUACAAUCGUAAUCGAUAGUCAUACAAACGUGUGCGACGGGUCGGCGAACUCAUCUAGACCAAUCCCCGCUAAAAAGGCAUCCGCGCUCUUUCAAGCUGGGGCCUUGGAUGGCAUAGCUGAUUUGGAAGGUCUUUUCGACGAGUGACUUGACCGAAUGCAUAUGACGAUCAACUUACAAUGGCUGCCUAACUUUCCCAUGUUGGCUGUAGAGGCUUGUGGGUGCAUUUGAAGGAGAAAACAUUCGUGAAAGCAGCGACCAUUGGAAGCGGUGGCAACUUGCUUUUAUGCCUACAGUAGGGUUCUAAGCAAAAGUGGGAGUAAUUAGACGGGAAGCGUUCGGCAUUAUGAGUUCUCCUAAUUCCCACAAACCGGCUUUCCGGAUGUCAGUUCAAAAUCUAAAAGUUACAGAAGAAUUACUAUUCAGACAAUACGGGUAUUGAUCGAAAGACUUCGGCUAUCCAAGUCUUUCUGCACACAACUCACUGUCAAUUUUUGAUCAGCGACCAAUCACAAGUUACACGAGGACGCUGGUCCACUUUGAUGGGACCAUCACGAUGAACUUGCAAUUCCUCUCUCGCAUUCACAUCAAGCAGAUUCUCUGCCAGUCAUGUGAGAACGAAUACAAGCAAGGCCAUGGUUCUCGCCUAAAGUAUUUGACAUACGUGGCGCCGACUUUGAAGUUAAACCAGUCUAGUUACGGAGGCAGGAUGCGGAAUACAU
Molecule: messenger RNA, 2573 nt
Organism: Phaeodactylum tricornutum CCAP 1055/1
Lineage: Eukaryota; Bacillariophyta; Bacillariophyceae; Surirellales; Neidiaceae
Exons: 3
Coding region: 1-1998 (665 amino acids)
Source: RefSeq, a predicted model, not a curated record